Molecule: messenger RNA, 369 nt
Organism: Notechis scutatus (mainland tiger snake)
Lineage: Eukaryota; Metazoa; Chordata; Lepidosauria; Squamata; Elapidae
Source: RefSeq, a predicted model, not a curated record
GUUCUUCCGAUCAGCUCCUGAGCCCUGACUGUUGGAAAGCAUCUCUCAAAGCUUUGGGCUGCCCGACAUCCACUGUAGCAAAAGAAAACGGUAGGAAACAGGUGGCUAACCUGAGCAUCCCAAUGCAGCCUUCAAUGGAGCCAAUUUUAUCACCUGAACAGGUCAUGGAGACUAUCGAGUGGAUCUCUGACUACUUUCUCAAACUGCGGUUGUCUUCUCAAGACUAUCGAAGUUUUGGAUUAUUUUCCAAGUGGGCCCCAUACAUCACUCAUGUCCGACGUCUCAUGCAGUAUCUGAUCCACCGUCUGAUUGACUCCAGAAUGGACAGUUUAUCGCGGGAGCCUGUGGGCAGCAACAGGGUGUUUGAAG